CAAUAUACAGUAGGUGUGUUCAUUUCCAACCAAUCACAACCCACAUAACUUCCUGUUUCCUAUCUUAUUAUGGAAAAAAAUGCAUUGGCGAUUUAAUGUGAAAGCAGAUCCCCUCAAACUUUUUACAGUUUUCUAUCGCCACGAUUUCAAGGAAAAACACUGCUAAACAUGGAUUCCAUGGAACUUGAUGACUGCGGCUAUGUAAAUAAGAAAUGUAUGACGCAAGGGCUCGUCACUGAAGUGAAUUUUCAACAAAGAAACAAGUCAUCCAGAUGUGUCACUGUGUGUCUUGGUUUACUGUGCGCUGUCUCACUGGCCGGUAACAUUGGACAAUUCAUCUACUACGAGCUAAUGCCUGGAUUUUCAAUGGCGGACCGGGCUAAUUCUGAUCAUCAGACUCGAGACCGCCAUCUCAACAACAUCUUUCCCACAGACAGAGACCACGUGGAGAGAAACCAGCUUGAGGUCAUGUUGAAUAAUCUGACAAGGAACAAAGACCUGUUACAGGCCAGUUACGAGUCCCUUGUUAAAGAGAAAGACCAGUUACAGACUCGUUACGAUUCUCUUGUUAAAGAGCAAGCACACCUUCAAACCAGUAAAACUACUGUGGCUGCUGAACGGGAUGAGCUAAAGUCCAGCCUAAACAGUCUUAAAAAUGAGAAAGACCACUUCCAACGCAAUUACUCUUCACUGAGAAGCGAGAAAGACCAGUUACAGGCCCAUUAUGAGUCCCUCGUCAAAGAGAAAGAUGUAUUACAGACCAGCUACGAUUCCCUCAUGAGAGAAAAAGAGCUUCUGCUAACGAGUAAAACCAAUGUAGCUGCCGAAAGAGAUCAGUUCAAGUCCCGCUUCAACAAUCUGAAAAAUGAGAAAGACCAGUUGCAACGAGAUUACGCUUCACUGAGGAAUGACAAAGACCUGUUACAGGUCAGUUACGGCUCCCUGGUUAAAGAGAAAGAACACCUUCAAACCAGUAAAACCACCUUGUCUGCUGAAAGAGAUCAGUUUAGGUCCCGCUUUAACAGUCUGAAAAAUGAGAAUGACCAGUUACAACGCGAUUACUCUUCACUGAGAAGCAAGAAAGAUCAGUUACAGACCAGCUACGAUAGUCUCUCUGAAGAAAAACAGCUUCUCCUUGCGAGUAAAACCACUUUGUCAACUGAAAAAGACGAGUUCCUGUCCCGCCUUAACAAUCUGGAAAAUGAGAAAGACCAGUUGCAACACAGUUACUCUUCAUUGAGAAGCGAGAAGGACCAGUUACAGGCCCGUUACAAUUCGCUCGAUCAGGAGAAAAAACUUCUCCUUGCAAGUGAAACCACUUUGUCAACUGAAAGAGAUCAGUUGAGGUCCCGCUUUAACGGUCUGAAAAAUGAGCAAGAUCAGCUACAACGCAGUUAUUCUUUGCUGAGAAGCGAAAAAGACCAGUUACAGACCCGUCACGCAUCACUCGUUCAAGAGAAAGCGGUACUUCUAACCAAUAACACCAAUGUGGCUGCUGAGAGAGAUGUGUUCAAGUCCCUCUACAAUGAUAUUAAAAAUGACAGAGCGCAUUUACAGAACAAUUACACUUUGCUGGAGGCUGACAGAGACCGGCUGGAAAGAAAUAACACAGCAUUGAGCAUCAGUGAAAGUAUGUGUCAGACCAGGUACUGGCUCCUGCAAAGACAAAAGGAGCGCAUUCACAAUGACUGCGACACUCUGCGGGUUGAAUAUGAGCAGCUUCGCGGAAACCAAAGCAGCCUUGAGACACAAAGGUACCAGUUGCAGAAGAACGUGGACAAGAUGACCGCCAAACUGAGCUACAUGCUCUGUGGGGUCGGCUGGAGAAAGUUUGACGGCAACUGCUACUUUGUGUCAAGCUUGAGUAAGAACUGGGCGGAAAGCAGACAAGACUGCAUCAGCAAGGGAGGCGAUCUGGUUAUUAUAAACAGCAAGGAGGAACAGAUAUUCGUUAAUGGUAUAUUGGGGCAAAGCCAGCAUGCAUGGAUUGGUCUGAGCGACCAAAUCGAGGAAGGAACGUGGAUUUGGGUGGAUGGGACCCCUCUCAAGACAGAGUUCUGGCAGAAGGGUCAGCCCAACAACUUCCGGAACCAGGACUGCGCUGAAAUCCAGAGCAAAUCCUUUCUCAUGUUCGGAGCCUGGAAUGACGAUAGCUGUUCCCUUAAACAACGCUGGAUUUGUGAGACUUGAAGACAAUAUGUAGCUUAAGACCUAACCCAUUAAACUUAAUGGAUACCUGCAGAUACAAUACAUCUCUUUGUGCUGAAUAGCUUCAGAAAAAUGCAAAAUUAUGAAAUGUUUUUUGUUUUUUUUUGUGUCCAAUUUUAAUGAUUUAUAUGUGAACAUGAAAACAUGAUUUGGGCAAAUCACCCUCAUACAGGCUUUACAUGUUGCCUUGUAUGCAAACUACACUGUUUACCAUUGGUAGAAAUAAAAUUGUACAACACAAUUCAUGACUGAAAUACAGGGCUGUAUUUUUGUGAUUUUUUUUUUUUUUUUUUUCUUAAUUUGAUUUUGUUUGU
Molecule: messenger RNA, 2522 nt
Organism: Phycodurus eques (leafy seadragon)
Lineage: Eukaryota; Metazoa; Chordata; Actinopteri; Syngnathiformes; Syngnathidae
Product: C-type lectin domain family 4 member M-like
Exons: 7
Coding region: 169-2190 (673 amino acids)
Source: RefSeq, a predicted model, not a curated record